Ictalurus punctatus (channel catfish) is the source of this 2454-nucleotide messenger RNA. It is a transcript of the gene gjb3, whose product is annotated as gap junction protein beta 3. Bases 314 to 1162 code for a protein of 282 amino acids. Gene Ontology annotation, biological process: cell communication. Lineage: Eukaryota; Metazoa; Chordata; Actinopteri; Siluriformes; Ictaluridae. The record is from RefSeq and is a predicted model, not a curated record. Gene Ontology annotation, cellular component: connexin complex. The transcript has 2 exons.
CAACCUAUUUCCUAAGAGCAGGAGAAUGUAUACUCCACCCUCCCAAAAUGAUUUUGACCCACACUUCCAGCUUCAAGUCCUCUGAACGGCGGAUAAUUUCCACCGAUAAGGCAAUAAAACCGACCUGAGAGUGGAAUCAUUCCUCACAUUACUGUUGCAUCGUCCGAAAAAUACAUACAGGAAGCUGGAAGAAGAAUCGAGUACACAAGAAAGACAAAUUAGAAGGAGUGGGACACAGAGAGAGAGAGAGAGAGAUCAAGUGGUGUGAAGAAAAGAAAAAGAGUAUAAAAGGGAGCUUGAAGAAAUCAGAGCCAUGGACUGGAAGAUGUUCCAGGCCCUGCUCAGCGGGGUGAACAAGUACUCGACGGCGUUCGGUCGCAUCUGGCUCUCGGUGGUUUUCGUUUUCCGUGUCCUGGUGUACGUGGUGGCGGCAGAGCGAGUAUGGGGUGACGAUCAGAAGGACUUUGACUGUAAUAUCAAGCAGCCGGGCUGCCCCAACGUAUGCUACGACUACUUCUUCCCCAUCUCGCACAUCCGUCUGUGGGCGCUGCAGCUCAUUUUCGUCACGUGCCCGUCGCUCCUUGUGGUCAUGCACGUCAAGUAUCGGGAUGAACGGGAACGCAAGUACCGUGCCAAACACGGCGCCGAUGCCAAGCUCUACGAUGACACGGGCAAGAAGCACGGUGGUCUCUGGUGGACCUACCUAAUCAGUCUCUUUGUCAAGACAGGCAUUGAGGUGGGCUUUCUCUACAUCCUCCACCACAUCUACCAUAGCUUUCAGCUGCCACGAGUCGUCAAGUGCCAGAUCUUCCCAUGCCCCAACGUGGUGGACUGUUACAUCGGCCGGCCCACUGAAAAGACCAUGUUCACCUACUUCAUGGUGGGCGCCUCAGGCAUCUGCAUUGUCCUCAACAUCUGUGAGAUCUUUUAUCUUCUGGCCAAGCGCAUCUCAGGUUGUGCCAAGAAGACGAAGACACAUCACGAGCAAGGCGUGCCUCUGUGCAAGCAUCAAUUUCGGGACCAGGAUAGCAACUGCACGUUCCCCAUGCAAACCAUGGAGCACAACCAGUACAAGCCCAAGGUCAAUCUGAACGUCCCGCCUAUGGAUUACAAGAUGAGUGUUUACAUGAGGGCUUCGGCUCCUAACCUUAGCUUGGCCUAACUUUGGAGAUCCACUCGUCUGUAGACAGAGAGAGAGAGAGAGAGAGAGAGAGCGCGAGAUUUUCCAUGCACUUUGAGCACAAGAACAAGAUGAAAUCUGAGCUCUCGCCUGUGGUCCACAAACUUUUAGAGCAUUUGCAGUGGAAUCCCUCUGACCCUACCUUGCUUUAGGAUGGAGAUUCACUUGCUCGUAGUGUCAGAUGGAGGUAAAUGCAGGACUGAUUGAGAUCGACCCAGUCUCAGAACCAUUUUCACCUCUCAGACUUCUUUUCCUUCUUGCCCUUGAUGUCGAUCUCCGGAAGCACUGUACAUCACUUUAUAUCAAAACUUCAUAUAUUAUUUCUGAUCAACUCUCAGCAGUUCUUAAAAAUUCAGACGGAGUUCCAAAAGCUUUCUGUAGAUUUGGGUGAAACAUUGACACUAAACGACGACUGAAACACAAUGGCUGAACCACACACACACACUAAACGACUAGGGAUCACACUUUAGGCGGAUUUGAAUAAGUUAGCAGAGACGGCGUUAGCAAAAGCAAACAUGGAGGUCUCAGCGAGUUGGUUCAAAGCUUCUCCAGUUGCCUUUUUCCCCCCUUCUUUGUCUGGUUCUUUGAAUUGUUGUCAUACAGGCACUUUAUUGUCCUCCAUUAAGGAUCUCCAGUACAGCGACGAACACCUGUCUGCUGGGUUUUCUCUCUCUCUCUCUCUCUCUCUCUCUCUCUCUUUUCACUGGAUAUUGACUUGCCUGUUAGCCUUUUUCCCACACAUUCUUUAUUUUCACAGUGUAGACAAAGGCUAGCAAGGACAGAAUCAACCUGAUGGUUUUAUAUAUAUAUAUAUAUAUAUAUAUAUGUAUAUAGGACGAGAAUGUACACACUUCUGAGCUUCACCGUUCCAGGCAGGGCAGAUAGGGAGGAUCUCCUACAUGCCACUGUAAUACCUUUACAGACCGGUCUUCUACACCUUCGGACUGCUGUCGGGAUUUUAACGAGCUUCAUGACGUCACAGGUGUGAAGCAGGAUUUUCCACAGCUCAGUAGAAUUUUUUGUUGUUGUUGUUUAUUUCAUCAUUCCUAAACUACUGCCACGUAGCAGUUGUUGUUGUUGUUGUUGUUGUUGUUUUUUUAAAUAAUUUUUUUUUUUUUUACAAUAAACAAGAGUGGUAAAUGGAAUAUUAAUGUCUUCCGAGGUCUCAUGGAAUAUGUUCUUACAGUCCGAACAUUCCUACCUGAAAAUUAGUAGGGCGUGGUGCUGGUAUACGUGAAAACAAAAUCACUUCUGAGCAAACAAACAAACAAACA